Priapulus caudatus is the source of this 1653-nucleotide messenger RNA. RefSeq names its product COMM domain-containing protein 9-like. NCBI's taxonomy places the organism in Eukaryota, Metazoa, Priapulida, Priapulimorpha, Priapulimorphida, Priapulidae. The transcript has 6 exons. The record is from RefSeq and is a predicted model, not a curated record. The coding region runs from base 26 to 634 and encodes 202 amino acids.
GCGAUCGACCCGUUGGGCCGUUAGAAUGAAGAUGGCUGCGCCCACACAAUCAGAGUUUGAGACGCUUUUGCUGUUGUUAAAAGCUCCAUCUAAGGAGGUUGUCCUACAGCUUUGUGAUGCUGCCUAUACGCACAGAGAUACGCACCCAGUUCCGCCCACAGUAACAGGCAAUGUGUCUACUAAACUAGACAUCACUGACUCGGAAGCACAACAGUUGAUGAAUUCAUUAGCGAAACUAGUAAAGAAGGCAAUUUACGAGGGUUGCUCUGACCUGCCAUCUGCCCAGGCAAUAUUUCCAGAGAGUUUUCAUAAAAACCUGAAAGAUCUUUUAUCAAAAAUAAUCACAGAGCGUUCAGAAUCAUGGCGAAACUAUAUUAUAAACAGUGAAAUCACAAUGCCGAAGCUGGUAGAUUUUGAUUGGCGGGUUGACCUGAAGAUGGCGUCAGAGACUGUGUCGAGAAUGUCAGUUCCAACAUGCCUGCUUCAGCUUCAGGUGCAGGACAAUCUGGAUCAGAGCAGUACAGCUCCUGUGACUUCCUUUCACAGUGUGGAACUGUCAAAGGGAACGCUUGACACAAUGCUGGAUGGUCUUGGAAAAAUAUGUGACCAACUCUCUUCUGUAUCUAGAAAGUGAAUAAAAUGACGCACAAAAUUGCAUUAUUUCAUGUUAAUCAUUUUGGUUCCAUCAAUUGCUGCUGAUUUUCUACAACCAUUAUUUUUGGAGGAAAUUUGAGUGAAUUAAUGAAUGAGUAUGGUUUCAUAAUCGCUUCUAGAUUGCAUUGCCUAUUAGAGAAGUCUAGUUUUGAAAUAAAUUGAUUUGUAUCAUGAAAUAGUAUCAGGACAAGACUUAGUAUUCCCUGGAAAAUUACCCUCUAACAGUACCUCUGAGAAGUUAUCCCAUGGGAAAACAUUCCCAUGGGAUUUAACCCCCAGACAAUAUUCCCGACAAUCACCUCUUCACUCAAACCGAUUAACUCUUUUUCAAGGAAUUAAUUCUAUGCAGUAAUCUUGUAAAUAAAUUAUUAGUGGUAAUUGUCCCAGGGUUGUUGCCCUUAGUGGGGGUGAGUUUCUGGGGGCUACUUGUCCUUGAAGCUUGUAAAAUAUCUUUCACAUGUGAAAGGUCAAAAGAAUGAUUGUUAUGGAUUAUUUUUGCAUAUUGUUUGCAUCUAAUAUGUACAUAAUGGCUCUAGCAGUCUAUGUAUGGUUUAUUUGAAGUAUCUAGGUAUUAUUGCAACAGGUCAAGGUAACUUUUAUUACGAGCACAUUUGUUGUACACCGACUGGGAGCAUGAAUCUUUAUUAUUGAACAAGAUCGGCCAUCUCAAAUCGUUAGUUAUAAGAACUUGACACAGCUGCUACUUGUGGGGAUGCUAACUGAUUGUAACAACUGUUUAAAUACAGUUUUUCACAGUUACAGAUUGGGUAUAUUCUCUAUAAAGCCAUUCUUGGCAGCAGUUACUACCCCGUUACUACAUUCUGUUUACAAAUAAUCGAUAUGAUAAUCGAAUAUAGAAUAUAAGUAUAGUGUACUUUUUGUUUUUAUUAUUAAUGUAUUAUUGUUAGAAAUUGACAAAAAUUAUAAGUGUGUGAAAUUCUGUGUAAUAAAUUGCGUACAAGUAUAUGAUCUUUUGAAUUAAACGAAUGUAAAUCUUAA